AUGGGGAGAUUCCCGGCUCCGGAACGAACCACGACUGGCACCAGCUACACCAGCCAUCAGGGUGUCUUCCUGGACGCCAGCGGCAAGCGCGUGGGUGGCUUCUACCGCCUGCAGGCUGCCAGGGCCUUCCUGGAGAGCGGCGAUGACCGCCGUUGCCCAGUGACUGGCCAGCCCAUCGCCAGCGUCAAGGAGGUGCCCAGUAUCCUGGAGGACCCCAAAACCUGGUUCCGUGUGUGUGACGUGGACCGGGAUCGGCGCCUGAGUCGGGAUGAAGUCAUCAGUGCCUUGAAAGCGCAACUUCCUUUGGACAAUGACGCCAUCGAGAGGUUUCGAACGGACGAUUCAGCAUGGCGGACUUGGGACACAGAUGGGAGUGGCUUCAUUGAAUACGUGGAGAUCAUGGAUGAAGAGAAGGGCCUGCUGAAAUUCAUCCGCGACACUUUUCUGAAGGCGGAGGCUGAGAGGCCAGUGCCGGACCUACGCAAGGACCGCGACGGAUGGUACAGGCGAUGGGAUGAAGAUGGGAGCGGUGAACUGGAAUUUGAGGAGGUGGUGCGCGCCUUCGCGAAGAGUUUCCAUGUGGACGUGGAGGGCAUCGCCGGGCUGCGCGAGAACCUGCGCGACGCGGGAGUGGAGGUGUUGAAGGACAAGUUCAAGCUUGAUGAGCGAGCAGCUUACAAGCUCUCUGAGGUCCUGUCCACCAAGCCCAACAAGAGAGAUGUGCUGAAGGCUUUGGACAUCCAUUUGGCAGCCUCGAACAACCCCUCGGCGCUGGUCAUGCUGAAGCUGGCAGACCUCAGAAGAGAUGUGCCUUUGGGCGAGGUGCCAUAUGGUACCAAGGGCUACCGAGAUCGGCCCUACUUGGGCAACUACGACCGCGAUGGCCGCCGCAUCGGCCGUGGGGAGCGUGGCGAGGAUCGCCGCGGCGAGGAUCGUCGCGGAGAGCCGCAGACGGCGGGAGAAGUUCCAGCAGCACGUGGUGAUCGUAACGUUGCAGCGGUGGGCAGCGAUGAGGACAAGGUGCUGCGAAAGAUGGUCGCCGGCAAGGAACCUGCAUGGUCCGGUGCCGGGGCCCAAGCGGGCGUAUUGGUGUGGCGAAUAGAGCACUUCCACGUGGUGCCUGUGGAUCUUGCGAACUAUGGAAAAUUCCACAAGGGCGACUCCUACAUAGUGCUGAAGACAGUAGAGAGUGACAGCGGCAAGUUGCUACACACCAUUCACUUCUACAUCGGCAAAGAGAGCUCUAUAGAUGAGAAGGGCACUGCAGCCUACAAAACUGUGGAGCUUGAUGACCUUCUCGACGGCGAGCCGAAACAAGUGCGGGAGGAGAUGGGUCAAGAGUCCCCAGAGUUUGCAGAGCUGUUCCCUGGAUUGGAGUACCUGGAUGGAGGUGUGGACAGCGGCUUCAAACACGUGGUGCCCGAAGGGCAUGACACCAAGCUCUACCAGGUGAGGCGUGUGCAUGGCAAGACCACGGUGUUGCAGGUGCCAGCGAUGAAGGAACUCAUCAAUGACGGAGACAGCUUCGUGUUGGACGCCCCGGAGAAGGUCUACGUUUUGGAUGGGCCCAAGGCAUCGCCCUUUGAAAAGCGUCAAGCCAAUGAGACGGCUGAGAACAUUGAGAGAGCGAGGAAUGGCAAAGCGCAAGCCACCCACGACAUUGAUGAUGGCUUUUGGGCCUUGCUUGGAUGA
Molecule: messenger RNA, 1692 nt
Organism: Cladocopium goreaui
Lineage: Eukaryota; Dinophyceae; Suessiales; Symbiodiniaceae
Source: the annotation of a GenBank genome assembly